AUGGCACCACACGCAGAUUCAGACAAGGCUGGACUGGCUCCUAAUGAGCCUGGACUCGAUGAACCCUCUGCAGCAAACCAGGCGGGGAAGUUCCCCAAGCCACCGAAGUUUACCGACAAGUACGAAGAGCGUGAAUACCUCAAGGGUCGUCUUGCCGCCGCAUUCCGCAUCUUUGGAAAGUAUGGUUACGAUGAGGGAGUUGCUGGUCAUAUCACUCUUCGUGAUCCUGUAGACCCGGAGACUUUUUGGGUCAAUCCUUUUGGUGUUGCAUUCUCGCUGAUCAACAAGUCUGACCUUAUCCAUGUCAAUGAGGAGGGCGAGAUCAUUGGCGGUGGCGAGACCAGAUUGCUCAACACGGCAGCAUUCAUGAUCCACAGCGCCAUCCACAAAGCGAGACCUGAUGUUAUGGCUGCAGCACACAGCCACAGUAUCUAUGGCAGAGCAUUCUGUACACUAGGCAGAAAGCUGGACACCAUCACACAAGACUCCUGCUCAUUCCACAACGACCAUGUCCUCUAUGAAUCCUUCAACGGUAUUGUUCUUGCCGCCGAAGAAGGACAGAACAUCGCCAAAGCCCUUGGCAACAAGAAGGCUGCAUUGCUCCAAAACCAUGGUCUCUUGACUGUUGGCAAGACAGUGGAAGAGACUGUCUUCUGGUUUGUAUCUCUUGACAAGUGCUGUCAGACGCAACUGCUAGCAGACGCAGCAGCAGGAGGUCGUGGAAGCGAGACCAAGAAAAUUGACGAAGAGGAUGCAGUGUACACGUACAAGGCGAUUGGGUCGCCAGUGGCAGGAUAUUUCAGCGCCAAGCCAUUGUUUGAUGUGAUUCACAAGGAGACAGGAGGUGACUACCUCCAGUGA
Aureobasidium melanogenum CBS 110374 is the source of this 861-nucleotide messenger RNA. Its product is annotated as arad-like aldolase/epimerase. Bases 1 to 861 code for a protein of 286 amino acids. Gene Ontology annotation, molecular function: actin filament binding. The record is from RefSeq and is a predicted model, not a curated record. NCBI's taxonomy places the organism in Eukaryota, Fungi, Ascomycota, Dothideomycetes, Dothideales, Saccotheciaceae. Gene Ontology annotation, cellular component: cytoskeleton. The transcript is spliced from 3 exons.